This is a messenger RNA of Callithrix jacchus (white-tufted-ear marmoset), 7535 nucleotides long. RefSeq names its product tectonin beta-propeller repeat containing 2 (gene TECPR2). The record is from RefSeq and is a predicted model, not a curated record. Gene Ontology annotation, molecular function: protein binding. Lineage: Eukaryota; Metazoa; Chordata; Mammalia; Primates; Cebidae.
GCUGCCGCUCUCCGGUGCCGGCCCAGGUGCCUACCCCGUUGCCCAGGGAACGGGCUCCCGGCAGCCCCCGCGGCCUGGAGUCCAUCCCCGCCUCCUCCGGCCCGACUGGGCCGACGAGUCCGGAGGGGCUGCCGCGGGAGCCCCCAGGUUUCCCUAGAUGACAAAUAAACAUUCCUUUUCCUGCCUGAAGAUCAUCUGUGGGAACCUUGGCCAUGGCAUCGCUAUCUGAGCCUGUUACAUUCAGAGAGUUCUGCCCGUUGUACUAUCUUCUCAAUGCCAUUCCGACGAAGAUCCAGAAGGGUUUCCGUUCCAUCGUGGUCUACCUCACGGCCCUCGACACCAACGGUGACUACAUCGCGGUGGGCAGCAGCACUGGCAUGCUCUACCUGUACUGCCGGCACCUCAACCAGAUGAGGAAGUACAGCUUUGAGGGGAAGAUGGAAUCUAUCACUGUGGUGAAGCUGCUGAGCUGCUUUGAUGACCUGGUGGCAGCAGGCACAGCCUCUGGCAGGGUUGCAAUUUUUCAACUUGUGUCUUCAUUGCCAGGGAGAAAUAAACAGCUUCGGAGAUUUGAUGUCACUGGUAUUCACAAAAAUAGCAUUACAGCUCUGGCUUGGAGCCCCAAUGGAAUGAAAUUGUUCUCUGGAGAUGACAAAGGCAAAAUUGUUUAUUCUUCCCUGGAUCUAGACCAGGGGCUCUGUAACUCCCAGCUGGUGUUGGAGGAGCCGUCUUCCAUUGUGCAGCUGGAUUACAGCCAGAAAGUGCUGCUCAUCUCUACUCUGCAAAGAAGUCUGCUCUUUUACACUGAAGAAAAGUCUGUAAGGCAAAUUGGAACACAACCAAGGAAAAGUACUGGGAAAUUCGGUGCGUGUUUUAUACCAGGACUCUGUAAGCAAAGUGAUCUAACCUUGUAUGCAUCACGGCCCGGGCUCCGGCUGUGGAAGGCUGAUGUCCACGGAACUGUCCAAGCCACCUUUAUCUUGAAAGAUGCUUUUGCCGGGGAAGUCAAGCCUUUUGAACUGCACCCGCGUCUGGAAUCCCCCAACAGGGGAAGUUGCAGCUUACCUGAGAGGCACCUGGGGCUUGUUUCCUGCUUCUUUCAAGAAGGCUGGGUGUUGAGUUGGAAUGAGUAUAGUAUCUAUCUGCUAGACACAGUCAACCAGGCUACAAUUGCUGGUUUGGAAGGAUCUGGUGAUAUUGUGUCUGUUUCAUGCACAGAAAAUGAAAUAUUUUUCUUGAAAGGAGAUAGGAACAUUAUAAGAAUUUCAAGCAGGCCUGAAGGACUAACAUCAAUAGUGAGAGAUGGUUUGGAGGUGUCCGGAUGCUCAGAGCGAGUCCACGUGCAGCAAGCAGAGAAGCUGCCAGGGGCCACCAUUUCUGAGACAAGGCUCAGAGGCUCUUCCGUGGCCAGCUCCGUGGCCAGUGAGCCAAGGAGCAGGAGCAGCUCACUCAACUCCACCGACAGUGGCUCUGGGCUCCUGCCCCCUGGGCUCCAGGCCGCCCCUGAGCUGGGCAAGGGCAGCCAGCCCCCCUCGCAGAGGUUCAACGCCAUCAGCUCAGAGGACUUUGACCAGGAGCUUGUCGUGAAGCCUAUCAAAGUGAAAAGGAAGAAGAAGAAGAAGAAGACAGAAGGUGGAAGCAGGAGCACCUGUCACAGCUCCCUGGAGUCGACACCCUGCUCUGAGUUUCCUGGGGACAGUCCCCAGUCCUUGUUGUCCAUGACCUCAAGUGUCCUGGGCAGUAGCGUGGAUCAGUUAAGUGCAGAGUCUCCAGACCAGGAAAUCGGCUUCAGUGGUGAGGUGAACGGUGUCCCGCGGGAAAAUACUGACUCCAAAACGGUUAAUAUCCUGGAGGUGCCGGAAUCUGUGCCUGACUCGCUGGCUGAGGAAGAUGCCAUUAGAACGGAAAUGCCACACUGUCACCACGCACAUGGGCAGGAGCUGCUCAAUGGAGUGCCAAAUUCACCCUUGCUCCUGGGAGAAGAUGUGGGAGGCAGCGAUGUCACAGGACUUGAAGAUGAGCCUUGUCCUGCAGACGAUGGACCAAAUAGCACACAGUUACCCUUCAAAGAAUUGGACGGCUCUCCUGGGGCACAUGAUGGGGAAGACAUCCAACCUAUUGGCUCCCAAAGCACUUUUUGUGAAGUCCCCCUCCUGAACUCACUCAUGGUGCCUUCCAGCCUCAGCUGGGCCCCAAGUGCUGAGCAAUGGCUGCCUGGGACCGGAGCUGAUGAAGGCAGUCCUGUGGAGUCCAGCCAAGAACAGAAUGUCCUAUCCAGCGUGGGGGCCUCUGGCCACCUCAGCGCAAAUCUCUGGCAUGCUGUCACUGAUGAUGACACAGAUCAGAAAGAAACACCCAUUUCUGAACGUGACUUGGGGACUGUGGGAGGACAGUUGACUCCAGUCUCUGCCUUGGCGGCCAGCACUCACGAGUCUUGGCUUGAGCAGCUUCCACGGGAUCAGGUACUGACGUCCAGCGAUGAGGAGGACAUCUAUGCCCACGGGCUUCCUUCUUCAUCCUCAGAGACGAGUGUGACAGAGCUUGGACCUGGUCGCUCCCAGCAAGACCUGAGCCGGCCAGGUACGGAUGAUGCCGGGCUGCUUAAGCCAGAUCAGUUUGCAGAAAGCUGGAUGGGCUACUCGGGUCCUGGCUAUGGCAUCCUCAGCUUGGUGGUCUCCGAGAAGUAUAUCUGGUGCCUGGACUACAAAGGUGCCCUGUUCUGCAGUGCCUUGCCGGGCGCCGGGCUGCGCUGGCAGAAGUUUGAAGAUGCUGUCCAGCAGGUGGCAGUCUCGCCCUCAGGAACCCUGCUCUGGAAGAUUGAACAGAAAUCUAACCGGGCUUUUGCUUGUGGGAAAGUCACCAUCAAGGGGAAGCGGCACUGGUAUGAAGCCCUGCCUCAGGCGGUGUUUGUGGCCCUGAGCGAUGACACGGCCUGGAUCAUCAGGACGAGCGGGGACCUGUACUUGCAGACAGCUCUCAGCGUGGAUCGCCCCUGUGCCAGAGCCACGAAGGUGGACUGUCCCUACCCGCUGUCCCAGAUCACAGCCCGGGACAACGUGGUGUGGGCACUGACGGAGCAGAGGGCCCUCCUGUACCGGGAGGGCGUGAGCAGCUUCUGUCCGGAGGGCGAGCAGUGGAAGUGUGACAUUGUCAGCGAAAGGCAAGCUUUAGAACCUGUCUGCAUAACGCUUGGGGAUCAGCAGACUCUCUGGGCCCUGGACAUCCGUGGGAACCUGUGGUUCAGAACUGGCAUUGUUUCCAAGAAGCCACAAGGAGAUGACGACCACUGGUGGCAAGUGAGCAUCACAGACUAUGUGGUGUUUGACCAGUGCAGCUUAUUUCAGACAAUCAUCCAUGCCACUCACUCGGUGGCCACAGCAGCCCAAGCCCCGGUAGAAAAGGUGGCAGAUAAGCUGCGCAUGGCAUUUUGGUCCCAGCAGCUUCAGUGCCAGCCAAGCCUUCUCGGGGUCAAUAACAGCGGUGUCUGGAUCUCCUCGGGAAAGAAUGAAUUCCACGUGGCUAAGGGAAGCCUCAUUGGCACUUACUGGCAUCAUGUUGUUCCCCGUGGGACAGCUUCUGCCGCAAAAUGGGCCUUCGUGUUGGCUUCUGCGGCUCCCACAAAGGAAGGGAGCUCCCUGUGGUUGUGCCAGAGCAGCAAGGACCUCUGCAGUGUCAGCGCCCGGAGUGCACAGUCACGGCCCUCCACGGUGCAGCUGCCUCCCGAUGCCGAGAUGCGCGCCUACGCCGCCUGCCAGGAUGCGCUGUGGGCGCUGGAUAGCCUCGGCCAGGUGUUCAUCAGGACGCUCUCCAAGAGCUGCCCCACAGGCAUGCACUGGACCAGGCUGGACCUCUCCCAGCUAGGAGCUGUAAAGUUGACAAGCUUGGCAUGUGGAAAUCAGCACAUCUGGGCCUGUGACUCCAGGGGUGGAGUUUACUUCCGUGUGGGGACUCAGCCUCUCAAUCCCAGUCUCAUGCUUCCAGCCUGGAUAAUGAUUGAGCCACCUGUCCAGCCCUCCGGGGUCAGCUUGAUCAGCGUCCAUUCCAGCCCCAACGACCAGAUGCUGUGGGUGCUGGACAGCAGGGGGAGCGUGCACGUGCGGACUGGGAUCACCGAGGAGAUGCCUGUGGGGACCGCCUGGGAGCAUGUGCCAGGGUUGCAGGCGUGCCAGCUGGCGCUGAGCACCAGGACUGUGUGGGCCCGCUGUCCAAACGGAGACCUCGCCCGGCGGUAUGGCAUCACAGACAAAAACCCUGCUGGAGACUACUGGAAGAAGAUUCCCGGCAGUGUGUCGUGUUUCACAGUGACUGCGUCAGAUGAGCUGUGGGCUGUGGGCCCCCCCGGCUACCUCCUCCAACGGUUGACAAGGACGUUCAGCCACUCACACGACCCCCAGAAGAGCAGCCAGGCCGCCAUGCCCCACCCCGAGGACCUGGAGGACGAGUGGGAGGUCAUCUGAAGGAGCCCUGGCAGAGUGAGCGGAGGGUCCAGGCAUCUGUGGUGGGCCCAGUGGCUUCCGAGUCACUCCCUGGUGGACAUGCUGCUUCGAAACUUGUCCAGGCACCUGUGGCCAGGUUGGACCCACACUCUUACUUUCAUCCAUGUUGGUUUCUGUCUCGUUCCAGAACCCACAGUCUCCACCCAUGGCUGGAGCUACUGCUGCAGUGGUGGCGCCUCUGAGCUCUGGACGGUGGCGGCUGCCCGGCCACACGUAUCCCAUGACCCAGUGCUGCCGUCCUGGUCCCGCCCACAAAUAGCUCCAGUUUCUGUUGGUUGGAGUGGUCUCCGGAGGCCUCCCAGAGCCAGGGGCAGUGGGCAGACCUAUGAGCCCCGUGGGCAGCUGGGUUGGCCCAGGGACUGUUUCCACAUUAGUGACCCCAGGGCCAGAUGGAGCCAAAGGUCACUGCUCUGCAGCACAGGAUGUGCUCAGUGAUGACUUUGUCCUAUCAUGAGGAGGUCCCCCCAGAGACAAAGCCGCAGAGCACAUCACACCAGACGCUCUGGCCAGGAAGCCAAGCUUGAGAGCACCGGCCAUGCCAGGAGAGAAUACACGCAUACCACACCCCACCGUGCUCACCACACCACACCACACACCCCACCGUGCUCACCACAUCUCACCUCACCACACCACACACCACACCUCACUGUACCACACACACACCUCAUACCACACACACAACUCUGCACCACACACACCUCACCACACACCUCACCACACACACCACACACACACACCUCACCACACUCACCUCAUACCACACACACAACUGCACCACACACACCUCACCACACAUACCUCACCACACACACACCUCACCACACUCACCUCAUACCACACACACCGCACACCAUACACCACACACACACACACCAUACCUCACACCAUACACACCACACACCUUACCUCACAACACCACACACCUCACCAUACCACACCUCACCACACCACACACCUCACACCACACCUCACCACACACACACCUCACCACACUCACCUCAUACCACACACACCGCACACCAUACACCACACACACACACCACACACCUCACACCAUACACUACACCACACACCUCACCUCACCACACCACACCUCACACCACACACCUCACCACACCACAACUCACACCACACCUACCACACCACAACUCACACCACACCUACCACACACCUCACACCUCACCACACCACACCACACACCUCACCUCACCACACAACUCACACCACACCUACCACACCACACCUCACCACACCACACACACACCUUACCUCACACCACACACCUCACACCUCACCACACCACACACCACAUCUCACCACACACCUCACCUCACACCACACACCACACCACACCACACACACCACUCUCCACACACCUCACCUCACCAUACCACACCUCACCACACACCUCACCUCACCACACCACACACCUCACCACACCACACCAACCUCACCACACACCACACAACUCACCACACACCUCACCUCACCACACCACACCUCACACCACACCUCACCAUACCACACACCUCACCAUACCACACCACACCACACCACACACCCACCACACCACACCUCAUACACCACAUACCACACCACAUCUCACCACACACCACAUCUCACCAUACACCUCACCACACCACACACACACCUCUCCACACACCUCACCUCACCUCACCACACCACACACCUCACCUCACCACACCACAACUCACCACACACCUCACCACACCACACACACACCACACCUCACCAUACCACACACCUCACCACACCACACACACCUCACACCUCACCAUACCACACACCUCACACCACACCUCACCACACCACACCACACCUCACACCACACACCUCACACCUCACUACACACCACACCACACCUCGCUGCCCACACAUACUUCAGAGAGCACACUUCAGCUGAAACAAUAAAGGCCAAUGGGUGCGAAUGGAACCUGGACGUGCGCAGGUGUGUCCCGGGCAGGGACGGCACAGGAGGGAGCGUUGGGUGGGAGGCUGAGCCAGGGUCGCUCACAUGGGAAUGUCUUAGGAGUGGUAUUUAACUAAUGCUGCUGGCAGACGUCCUACAGCCAGACCAUCCUCAGAGGAUGGGCCUACUAAUGGUUGCUUGUUUGUUGUAUUACACACCUGCAGAAAAUACCUCAUUUCAAAUCAAAAAUCUUACGAAUUUAGAAGAGAUACGUAUUUCCGAAAACAGUGGAAGGCCUUUUGUUCCUUCCCAGGUUUAUCCUGAAGCUGCGCUGUCCUGGCCUGCAGUUUCAGAGGGGCAGCGUCCCCAGCACAGACUUGACUGGCAGGGCGGUCAUGGGACCUGCCGGCUGGCUCUGAAUGGCAGCCUGCGCCUGCAGGGUAUGGACUGACACGCAACAGGUUGAAACCAGUGCCUCUAUGGACGGCUCUUGCGGCCCCUUCAGACAAUGGGCAGUGCCCACCCUGCCCACUGGCAUCUGCGAGAGGACGAGGCCACCCUGUCACACAUCCCGCCCUGAGACCACCUCCUGCCCCUCCCAGAAGCAGCUUCAGGACAGGACGCCAGGCUAGCUGCUUUUAUUAGCCUGCCUCUGGCCCAGGCCCAGUCCUCAGUGUCAGGGCCCCAGGCCACAGUGUCAGGGCCCCAGUCCUCAGUGUCAGGGCCCCAGGCCACAGUGGAGAGUGAUAACAUAUGUUCUCUGACAGCACCCAGCCAGCCGCAGAGUUGGAGGUUUCCCACGUCCAAAUGAGGACAAGAUGCCGAAAUCCCAGAUCGUACUUCACACUUCCCUUUUCUAGGACCUUUUGUAAAAGUUGGUGGCAGCAGAGGCAGCCCCCGGCCGGGCUGCUCCUCUCUGUCUGUUGUGCCUUGCCCGGCGCCUCACGGAUGGCAACGCUCUCUUCACCCACGGGACUGUAGUGCAAUGAAACUCACGUCUAGGCGAUGCUUUUAAACUCCUGUAGGUUUGUGCUUUGUACAGUUUUCUUUCUGGUUUUAAUUUUUAGCUGUGCUUUGAGACAGUGCAAUAAACUAGACUUUUUUCCAAA